Chaetomium strumarium is the source of this 1977-nucleotide messenger RNA. RefSeq lists its product as uncharacterized. The transcript has a single exon. Bases 296 to 1849 code for a protein of 517 amino acids. Lineage: Eukaryota; Fungi; Ascomycota; Sordariomycetes; Sordariales; Chaetomiaceae. Gene Ontology annotation, molecular function: N,N-dimethylaniline monooxygenase activity; flavin adenine dinucleotide binding; NADP binding. The record is from RefSeq and is a predicted model, not a curated record.
AUUGGAUGAACCACACAACGAGAGGCUGAGCAGAUAACCCGAGGUUAUCAACUCCAUGCGAACCCCCACGGGAGCAUCCAGUUAAUGGGCUGUGAGCUACAGUGACCGCCGUGGGAAUUUGAUAGCCGAAUGGUACUAGUGGGUUGUCAACUCACGUCAUCUGAUCGCACCUAGGGCAAGGAGAUCGGAUGAUAAGGUCAUGACGGCACAGAAGACGUCGUCCUUGUUCUUAGGUUGACCACGACCACAUCCUCGUCCUCAAAACAGACUGAUUCAGACGAUCCUCCCAAGCUUCAUGUCUGUAUCUCGCCACCGGGCUUUCGGCCCGGGCCGCACGGUAGCCGUGAUCGGUGCCGGAAUCAGCGGGGUCUGCUCCGCGGCCCAUCUGAUGAAACAAGGGCUGCAUGUGACCGUGUAUGAACGAUCAGGGGUCGCCGGAGGCGUCUGGCAUUACGACGAGCGGAUUGCAGAGGAUCCCCCGUACCCCAACGACAUGCCUUCGCAAGGGGACUACCACCUCUCGUCACGCGGCGAAUUCGCAUGCACUACGCCGCCCCCAGAGUACGAUACCGACGGGGAUAGCGGCAUUGACAUACGAGGAAGCACGGAUAUCGCCGAUGCAGAGGUCUGGUUUGCUCCGCCGGGCCCCUGUUACGCCGGCCUCAAGAACAACGUGCCGACAUACCUCAUGGCCAGCGUCUUGGGCCCGUGGCCCGAAGGAACCGAGCCCUUCGUCGGCCAGAAGCACCUCGAACAGUACAUCCAGACGCUAGCUAGGAAUCACGGAGUAGACGAUGUCACGCUAUUUCACACCAGAGUGGACGAGGUUCGAAAAACACCGGACGGGCUCAAGUGGGAGGUACGGGCUGUCACGCUGGAGAAGGGGGCCGGGCCGGCCGGAGCCCGGUUCACCGAGAACAUCUCACACUUUGACCUGCUGGUUGUGGCUUCGGGACACUACAACAUGCCCCGGAUCCCGGGCAUCGAGGGGCUGCGGGAGUGGAAGGCAAGCUACCCGAGCCGAGUCAUCCAUUCCAAGCAGUACAGAGACCCGGAGAGGUACCGGGGCCAGAACGUCGUUGUUAUGGGCGCCGGGGUGUCUGCGUUAGACAUUUGCAGGGAAAUUGAUGGUGUGGCCGAGAAGACGUACCAGAGUGUUCGUGGCGGCAAGUUUGACCUUCCUGCGUCUCUGCUGCCGGCAAACGUUGUCAGAGUCAGCCAGAUCAGAAGGUUUGCCCUUCACGACGACAAUCGCCGGAGCGGCGAACCUCUUGGGGAUAGCGAGCCAAUACCCGGAUACAUCGUGCUUGAAGAUGGGCAAGUCUUGGACAAUAUCCACCGCCUGGUGGUAGCCACCGGAUACAUCACCUCCUACCCCUUCCUCCCCCAGCUCCACUCGGACACCACACACAUCACCGAGGCUGGCGAGGACAUUGUGGUGACCUCAGACGGCGACAUGGCACACAACCUUCACCGUGACAUUUUCUACAUCGGCGACCCGACACUGGCCUUCGUGGGCGUGCCCUACCAUGUUGCGACCUUCUCCCUCUUCGACUUCCAAGCACAGGCCGUUGCGCGAGUCUUUGCCGGUAAGGCCCCCUUGCCGACCCGGGAGGAGAUGCGGAGGGAGUAUGAAAAGCGAGUGCAGGAGAAGGGAUAUGGCCGCGGUUUCCAUUCUCUGCACCCGCCGGGCCACGAGAUUGCCUAUGUGCAAGAGUUGGUGGAUUGGGUGAAUAAACACGGUGCAGAGCUCGGCGAGCCGCCGAUGCUGCCGCACUCCGAAGAGUGGAAAAGGGGCUAUGAGGAGAUGAAGGCCAGGACGAGAGCAUUGUUCAUGAAUGCCCAGUGACCAGGUGAGCUCGAGGGCCACCUAAGUUGAGGUCAGGCAUCUGAUGCUUAUCGAGCCGGUAAAACGCAACCAACAAUCGUGUUGACGGCGAGCAGCACCACUAGCCCAGUGUGAGCAGCUGUAGUCGU